CAGCUGCCGCAAGGACCGCUGCAGCUCCUCCGUCCGCCUCACUGAGGAGUGAACUGCCAGCCGAGCUCAGGCUAGUUAGCAGGACAGGUGGCUGGCUGCUAAGUCAGCUAACUCACAGGCAGACAGCCCCGCUCCCUGCCCUGCGAGGACAUGUCGCGGCUAUAACGCAGACAGACACCCGCCAGAAGCAGCGCGCUAACGGGGGCUACACGCUUUCUGCAUGCGUCGCUUUUUAAUUAGCUGGUUAGCGCUAACGCGGAAGGCGUCUCCACAUCAAUGAUCGGCGCAGCGGCUGCAGCUCUCCGCACGAUUUAAAAGACAUUUCUGCAGGAGCGAAGCAUGUCCAAACGACUGAGAAACACCGAGGUCUGCGCAGACUGCAGCGUCCCAGAGCCGCGCUGGGCCUCGGUCAACAGAGGCGUGUUGGUCUGCGACGAGUGCUGCAGCGUUCAUCGAAGUCUGGGCAGGCACAGCUCUCAAGUCCGCCACCUGACGCACACGCCGUGGCCUCCUACUCAGCUGCAGAUGGUUCAGACGCUCUACAGCAACGGCGCAAACUCGAUAUGGGAGCACUCUCUCCUGGACCCCGCGUCUGUGAUGAGCGGAAAACGGAAGGCCAACCCUCAGGACAAACUUCACCCAAACAAAUCAGAGUUCAUUAAAGCCAAAUAUCAAAUGCUGGCGUUCGUCCAUCGCAUGCCCUGCCGGGAGGACGACAGCUCGACAGCAAAGGAUUUAAGCAAGCAACUUCAUUCGAGCGUCCGCACCGGUAACCUGGAGACCUGUUUGAGGCUGCUGUCCCUCGGAGCACAAGCGAACUUUUUUCACCCCGAAAAAGGAAACACUCCUUUGCAUGUCGCUGCAAAGGCAGGACAAGUAUCUCAGGCUGAGCUGUUAACCGUUUAUGGGGCAGAUCCAGGAGCUCCGGACAGCAAUGGGAAGACUCCCAUUGACUAUGCAAGAGAAGCUGGGCAGCACGAACUGGCGGACAGGCUGGUGGAGGUUCAGUACGAGCUGACGGACCGGCUGGCUUUUUACUUGUGUGGAAGAAAACCAGAUCAUAAAAACGGCCAGCACUUCAUUGUUCCACAAAUGGCCGACAGAAACAUCAGUUUAGAUUUAUCAGAACUGGCAAAGGCGGCAAAAAAGAAACUCCAGUCUCUCAGUAAUCAUUUAUUCGAGGAGCUGGCCAUGGAUGUGUAUGAUGAGGUGGACAGACGAGAGACGGAUGCAGUGUGGCUGGCUACGCAGAAUCACAGCACUCUGGUGACGGAGACGACGGUCGUUCCAUUUCUCCCUGUGAAUCCAGAGUAUUCAUCAACAAGAAAUCAGGGUCGACAGAAGCUUGCGAGGUUUAAUGCACACGAGUUCGCCACGCUGGUGAUCGAUAUAUUAAGUGACGCUAAGCGACGACAACAAGGGAAUUCAAUCGUUAGUCCCAAAGACAAUGUGGAGCUGAUCCUGAGGAGUGUGGGAGUCCGGCACUGCAGUGACAGUCAGGACAACGACCAGCCGGAUUACGACAGUGUGGCGUCUGACGAGGACACGGAUCCGGAGCUGCCCUCCAGCAAGGGAGAUAGGACCAAGAGCCUGGACUCGGACCUGUCGGACGGCCCGAUUACUAUGCAAGAAUACAUGGAGGUGAAAAACGCUCUGUCCGCCUCCGAGGCGAAGAUCCAGCAGCUCAUGAGAGCCAACAACUCCCUGAGCGAUGAGCUGAGGCUCAUGCAGAAAAAGCUGCAAUCUCUGCAAAGCGAGAACACGUCCCUCAAGCGGCAGGUCACUACCAAUAUGUAUCAGACCCCCGGCGGUACAGACUACCCCGACCCCUCCAGCCCCUCAGCCCUGAAACGCCGGCAGUCUGCGCGGGCCAGUCGGCCCAUGUCUAUGUAUGAGACCGGCUCGGGCCUGAAGCCCUAUCUCCCCAAAGGGGAAACUCCCCACCCAGAAGAGGGUGUCCCUUCCCUGCAACCCUUCCCACCUCAUACGGAAAGGGGCGCUUUUGUGACCACCUCCUCAUCCCUCCCCUCAUUCCCAUCCACCUUGUCUUGGUCGAAGGAUGACACGGCCCCAAAGGCGACAAAGCUAGAGAAGCAGAGCAGCAUGCCCGAGAGCGACUACGACAACACGUUCAACGACUCUGAGGUGGAGGACUCCAGCUUCAUCAGGAGGAGCAGGCUGAGGAGCUGGAUGGGAGAGGGCCACUCCAUACCCGAGCUGGACGACGUGGAGACGGAGCCCGACCCGGCGCUGCCCAGCACGGAGGACGUCAUCCGCAAAACGGAGCAGAUCACCAAGAACAUCCAGGAGCUGCUUCGAGCUGCUCAGGAGAACAAACAUGACAGCUUCAUACCCUGCUCAGAAAGAAUACAUGUGGCUGUAACAGAAAUGGCUGCCCUCUUUCCCAAGAAGCCUCGCUCGGAGACGGUGAGAGGCUCCCUGCGCUUGCUGACCUCCAGUGCGUGCCGGCUGCAGAGCGAGUGCCGGAAGGCGGUGCCCUCGGAGGGCUGCCCGGGGCCGGACAUGCAGCUGGUCACCCAGCAGGUCAUCCAAUGUGCUUACGACAUUGCCAAGGCUGCAAAACAGCUUGUCACCAUCACGACUAAGGAGAAUACCAACUAACGGCACUUAACAGGGCUGCAAAGCCGUCAGCAUCUCAGUUUUUUAACAUAUAUUUUCUAUUGAGUUUAUCAUAUUUCUUUUUUUUUGUAUUUGUGGUAUAUGCAUGCAUUGUUUUUUUUUUUAAUUUAUGAAUAUGCAUCGACAAUAUUUAAAGCCAAUGUUGUACAAAGAGAAAGUGUCGAGGGAGAAGUCAGAAUCUUUACAUGGGAAUAUCCAGCUAUUGUAACAGCACAAUUUCUCUAAAAUUACAAUAAUUCCCAUCAGCUAGCAGGAACUGAACUACUCUGGACUUAAAAACUGUACAAAAUGUCUUGAAGUCCUUAAUAUCAGUGUUUUUCAUUCAGAGAGGACACGAAGCACAGUAAAUCCAUACGGUGAUACAGGUUAACACGAUCAGUCCAAAAUCCGCACACAGAUGCUUGAAAAGCCAUAAAUAGGUUCUGAAUUUGUCGUCAUUGGAUUCGAUCCCAACACUCUCGUAGCUAAAAGGAGCUUCCUCUUAUUUAUUGCACUGUGUACAC
Messenger RNA from Salarias fasciatus (jewelled blenny), 3143 nucleotides. RefSeq names its product G protein-coupled receptor kinase interacting ArfGAP 2a (gene git2a). The transcript is spliced from 21 exons. NCBI's taxonomy places the organism in Eukaryota, Metazoa, Chordata, Actinopteri, Blenniiformes, Blenniidae. Gene Ontology annotation, biological process: regulation of ARF protein signal transduction; brain development; regulation of G protein-coupled receptor signaling pathway. Gene Ontology annotation, cellular component: synapse. Gene Ontology annotation, molecular function: GTPase activator activity; small GTPase binding. The record is from RefSeq and is a predicted model, not a curated record. The coding region runs from base 340 to 2622 and encodes 760 amino acids.